Messenger RNA from Lepidothrix coronata (blue-crowned manakin), 3194 nucleotides. It is a transcript of the gene ELK3, whose product is annotated as ELK3, ETS transcription factor. Lineage: Eukaryota; Metazoa; Chordata; Aves; Passeriformes; Pipridae. Gene Ontology annotation, biological process: cell differentiation; regulation of transcription by RNA polymerase II. Gene Ontology annotation, molecular function: DNA-binding transcription factor activity, RNA polymerase II-specific; sequence-specific DNA binding. Bases 458 to 1681 code for a protein of 407 amino acids. Gene Ontology annotation, cellular component: nucleus. The transcript has 5 exons. The record is from RefSeq and is a predicted model, not a curated record.
GGAAGAGGUGGCGGUCGGGGGAGCCGUGGAGCUCCCUGCGAGCCGGCGGAGUUACCGCUGCCCGUGUUACUAUGCGUGUGUCUUGUGUUACAGCCAUGCUGCACAUCGACGGCCAGAGCGAGGGGCGCGGGGAGGAAAAGGCUGUUUACACAGACUGCAAACCGCCCGGGGAAUAGUGCGGGAGAGGAAGUGAGCCGGGCCGCUGUCUGACUGCCCCGGCUUCCUGCUCGCUCCCUCACACGGGCAGGCGCUCACACACACACACACACACACACACACACGCACCGGCCCAAGGGACAAAAAAAAGAGAGAGAGAAAAAAGGGGAAAAAAAUCAGGAUCUCAUUACUAGAACAACAGAGCGUCUGCAGAAGACUGUCAGCAUGGAGAACCGGGGGAUUUUACCCAGCUCCCUCUAAACUACCAGGAGAGAGCGGAAAAGUCCCUCAGCCGCUGGGUAUGGAGAGUGCAAUCACACUGUGGCAGUUCCUUUUGCAGUUGCUGCUAGACCAGAAACAUGAGCACCUGAUUUGCUGGACGUCUAAUGAUGGCGAAUUCAAGCUACUCAAGGCAGAAGAAGUGGCUAAGCUGUGGGGACUCAGAAAAAACAAAACUAAUAUGAAUUAUGACAAGCUGAGCCGAGCGCUCAGAUACUAUUAUGACAAGAACAUCAUCAAGAAAGUGAUCGGACAAAAAUUUGUAUACAAGUUUGUCUCCUUUCCUGAGAUUUUAAAAAUGGAUCCACAUGCUGUGGAAAUCAGCAGAGAGAGCCUUUUGCUGCAGGACAGCGACUGUAAUAUGCCUUCUGAGAGCAGGGAUCAGCACAAGCACAGCUUGUCAGCACUGAAAAGCACAAGCCGUAAUGAAUAUAUCCACUCUGGCCUGUACUCCUCUUUCACUAUCAACUCUCUGCAGAACCAGCCAGACCCUUACAAGCCAAUCAAAACAGAAAAACUGGAGGAGAAGUCAGAAGGAAACAUACCAGUCGAAGAAGUUCGGACUGUUAUCAGAUUUGUGACAAACAAAACAGACAAACAAGUUACAAGGCCUGUGGUGUCAUUGCCUUCUACUUCUGAAACAGCAGCUGCCUCUGCUUUCCUCAGCUCUUCAGUAUCAGCUAAAAUAUCUUCCUUAAUGCUACCCAACAGUGCCAGCAUUUCAUCUCCAUCAUCAUCUUCCUCCAGAUCGCCUUCUCUGUCUCCCACCUCACCCCUCCCUACAGAACACAGGAGCUUCUUCCUUGAGUCCAGUUGCCACGACUCAGAUUCCCUUGAGCCUCUGAACCUCUCCUCAGGCUCCAAGGCAAAAUCUUCAUCUCUUCCCCCAAAGGCUAAAAAACCCAAAGGCUUGGAAAUUUCUGCCCCACCUAUGGUUCUCUCCAGCACCGACAUCGGUUCCAUCGCCCUCAACAGCCCUGCGCUUCCUUCGGGAUCCCUGACUCCAGCUUUCUUCACUGCACAGACCCCCAAUGGAUUAUUGCUGACCCCCAGCCCGCUGCUGUCUAGCAUUCAUUUCUGGAGCAGCCUCAGUCCUGUUGCUCCUCUGAGUCCUGCCAGGCUGCAGGGACCAAACACUCUCUUCCAGUUUCCAACUCUGCUAAAUGGUCACAUACCAGUGCCACUCCCCAGUCUGGACAGAGCCUCUUCACCAGUACUGCUUUCUCCAAACGCUCAGAAAUCCUGAUGAUGCCUCAUCGCGCCAAGGAUGUACUGGUGGAUUUAACACUUCAUUCCUAUGGGCUAGUUUUUCCUGUGUUAUGAGAAGGACAUUGUGAAACCCUUUAUUACUUCGGUUUGCACUUUUCAUUACAUGGAUAAUCUACUUUUAUUAUGUUAGCAUUUUUCAACAGUGUUUAUAUAUAAAAGUAUAUAUAAAUCUGUUAUGCAUUAAAUGAAUUAUAAUUUUUUUAUAUCAUAGCUCUCAAGUGUUGAACACUUCUGUUGUUGAAGUACUUUUCUUAAUGUUUUGCAACAAUGUAUCUAAUAGGGAUGUGAAGCUUCUUUUUAAUCCCUUUUCCUGCAUAUUAUGCAUUGUGCUUGUGUAAACUAUAACCGGCUGUGCCUUCUUUUGCAUAAAGUCAUGUAAAUGAUUUAUAUAUUUUCUAGUAUUAAGAUAAAAAGUUGAAAGAAAAAAACUAGUAUUGAACAGCCCUAUGAUAGUAUUUCAGUAUUUUCUCCAUGGAUAGGCCAUAUGAUGCAGUGUAUUAAUGUAACUUUGUAUUAAGUGCUUUCAAAUUGUAUAAAAAUAGCCUUAUAAUUUUUGUUUGCUGAAGAAAUGAAAAACGUAAUCCAUGUUACAGUCAGGAGAUGUAGUUAGGAGUAACAAACCACAUUUAUGCCCAGGUUUUUCUGGCAAGUUGCAACAGGAAAGAACUGGGCUGUGUACGUUCGAGACAUUUCCAGCAUUUGAGAAUACUUCUGUAGAAAAGGAGACAUUGCUCAAAAUUUAUUUGGCCUGUACUUCUUAUGAACUGUCAACAGUACAGCUGGAAAGACUGCAGGUAACCUCUGUCCUCCUAGGGAAUGAGGAUCAUUCCUGAUAAGAGAAUUUCCAGGUGCUUUGUUCAGCCAUGCCAAGUGCCUUCUACUACUUACCUGGAAAGAUUAUUGUAGCUACUCAAGCUCAGAAGGUCACAUUUCCCCUUCCCCCAAAGCUGGAAAAGUUACAGGUCUGUCAAUUAAUGCCUGGUGCUUGCAAAGAGGCAGAGACUGUACAUGUGGGAUGUUUAUGUAUAAACAGCUGAAUUCUGGAUGAAAAAACAGCACUGUGUUACUAUAUAUUUGUAACUUGAACUUUCUGGGUAUGUUCUCUGCCUUGAGGUGAUGUCUUAGUCAUCUAAAUGUCAGGUUAGGAUUAGGCCAGACUCCCUGGCACCACAGAUUCUAAUCUUGGCAGGGCUGAUGCAAAUCUUCAUUUUUCUGAGGUGGCUAAAUUGGGUUGAAUGCAGCUUUACCUUGUAGGUUUUUCAGAUGAGACCUUCAAAAACCAAACCAAAAUCAGAAUCCUGUUUGCGACAGGUCAUUAGAGCCUCUACUUUGCUUUCUGGCCAAAAGACCGUUCUUUUUGAAAUGUAUGCAGUGAGUUGUCUGCUGAUUUUCUGCUUGGAUGCAUUUCAGUGAUGAUGUGUGUAGUUAAUUGUAAAGUGCUUUUGGAUCCUUCAACCUGAAAGGUGCUAAAUAAACAUUUUAUUAAUGCA